This is a messenger RNA of Impatiens glandulifera, 1151 nucleotides long. RefSeq names its product protein SRC2-like. Lineage: Eukaryota; Viridiplantae; Streptophyta; Magnoliopsida; Ericales; Balsaminaceae. The record is from RefSeq and is a predicted model, not a curated record. Gene Ontology annotation, biological process: defense response. Bases 72 to 1010 code for a protein of 312 amino acids. The transcript is spliced from 2 exons.
CGUAUUUCUCUCUCCUUCUCAAAAAAAACUCUCUAGAAAGAGAUAUCUCGCUUUCUCUCUGUAACAGAAUCAUGGAAUAUCGUCCGCUGGAAAUCACGGUGAUCUCGGCCAAUGAUCUCAAGGACGUAGGCCGCUUCUCCAAGAUGGACGUCUAUGUCGUCGUUUCUCUUUCCGACGAGCCCUGUAGCACUUGCCGUACUCCAAUCCAUAAGGACGGUGGAAAAUCCCCAAAGUGGAAUCACAAGGUAAAGCUCUUCGUCAAUGAGAAUUACCUUUCCCGAAACCCUAAAUUAAUCUUCAAUAUUCGCGCCGAUCGUACCUUCUCUGAUAAAGAUGUUGGCGAGGUUUCCAUCCCUCUCAAGGACCUUCUUCAUGACUCCAUCUCAGCCGAACGCAGCGUCGAAUAUAAGGUCCGCACACCCAAAGGCAAAUCGGAAGGAAAACUAAAAUUCUCAUAUAAAUUUGGAGAAAAGUCUAAACAACCGGUUAACUCAACCAAGAACAGUGAACCCGUGACAGCCUACCCACCCUUCGCAGGGCCAAGCAAAGAUCAAUCGAGUUAUGCUCAACCGCCACCAGCAGCAACUGCAUAUCAAGCACCACCACCAGCAGCAACUGCAUAUCAAGCACCACCACCAGCAACUGCAUAUCAAGCACCACCAGCAGCAACAACAGGUUAUGGGUAUCCUCCUCAAGGAUAUGGCGGUUAUCCUCCUCCACCUCCCCGGGGAUAUGGUGGUUAUCCCCCGGCAGCCUAUGGUGGUUAUCCUCCUCCGGCUGGCUAUGGUGGCUAUCCUCCUCCGGUAGGCUAUGGUGGUUAUAUGUCACAGCAACCACCGCCUAUGCAGGCUCAGAAGAAGAAGAAGAAGAAUAACUUUGGGUUAGGAAUGGGAGCGGGAUUAUUAGGAGGAUUGUUGGUUGGUGAUAUGAUAUCGGAUGCGGGGGAUAAUAUGGCUGCUUAUGAUGCGGGGUAUGAUGAUGGAUUCGACGAUUCUGCAUUUGGAUUCUGAUUGAAUUCCGGUAUAUUUGAUGCAUUUAUUAUGCUCAAGAACCACUAAUUGAUUUGCUGUUUGUUAAUACUAUAAUCAAGUUAUCUAUUGAGAAUAAUAGUUAUUAUGAUUAUGAGAAAUGGAGAUGAUUUGGUUACUUAA